This is a messenger RNA of Hibiscus syriacus, 1377 nucleotides long. Its product is annotated as histone-lysine N-methyltransferase, H3 lysine-79 specific-like. The record is from RefSeq and is a predicted model, not a curated record. Gene Ontology annotation, molecular function: nucleic acid binding; zinc ion binding. The transcript is spliced from 2 exons. Lineage: Eukaryota; Viridiplantae; Streptophyta; Magnoliopsida; Malvales; Malvaceae. The coding region runs from base 1 to 1377 and encodes 458 amino acids.
AUGCAAGAGACUAACCUGCCGGUCACAGAGGUGACCCAGGCGGGAGAAACUAUGACAGAAGUAGGAAAUAGUAAUAAACGGGCUCGUCAGUCAGCAAGAGAAGAAGUGACCGAGGAGAGGUCAUGGACUAGAUCUUGGAGAGACACAGUGGCAGACUCACCUAUCUUUACCGGAAUGUUUCAUAGUUCGGCAAGAAUUGAAGAAGAAAACUUCGAAUCGGAUGAUGAAGAGGAGAUCGAGGAUGACGAAAAUGAAAACAUACCUUCGACAGCAGUUUGGGUCCAUGUUCCGGGACUCCCCAUAGAAUAUUUCGACGAAGGCAUUCUUGUCAACAUUGGAAAAAUCGUGGGUACCCCUCUAAAAGUUGACUAUCGAACAGCAUGGAUGACAAGAGGAAAAUUUGUUAGAAUUUGCGUGGAAGUUGACUUAAACAAACCAUUACUUUCUCAGAUAAGAAUAGGAAACACGAUCUUUAACAUCGAGUAUGAGGGACUACACUUAAUAUGUUUCAUGUGCGGAAUGGUGGGUCAUAAAUCGGAUGCCUGCCCUAUCAAACACUUCGAAAACCCCCAAACAGAAAAGGAAAAAGUUAUGCAACAAGCCUCAGAACCAAAAGAAGCCCAAGAAGAAGAAUUACACAAGGAACAAGAGCGAGAAGAAAAAAACAGUAAAGAAGGGAGAUAUGAACCAUGGAUGAUGGUCCAAAGGCGCCAAAAAGAAACACGCGGAAGUAACAGGAAGGAAUACAACAUUAAUCAAACAGACCAUAAAGGAAACCGCUUUCAAGCGUUAGGAGAAAGAGACGAUAACGAAAAUAUCAGAGGGGAGGAAAAAAUGGAAAAUGACAAGGGAACAGAGGAAGAACAAUUCCUUAACAAUAAUCAACCCAGGACAGAAGAAAAAUCUCAAUAUAGCAAAGUAGCGGCGGAAAAAGACAAAGGGAAAAAGAAAAUCUCUGAUAACAAAAAAAAUGGGAAGCAAGGAUUCGUCUCAGGGGAGCAAAAAAAAGCUGUAACAAUACAGAAAGUAAGUCCAGGAGAAAACAGAAUCACUACAGGAGGGGACGAACAUACCAACGUGAAAGUCGCUGGAACAAACUACAGAAAUAAGACUACAAAUAAUCAGGAAAGCAGCAGGAUAAUUAGUCACGAAGACAACCAGUUAAUGGAGGGAAUAAGCUUUGAAACCCAAAGUCACGCGAUAAAGGAAAAUGAAGGAAAACCGAAUCAACAAAAUAGGCAGACACCAAGUGUUGAAAAAAAUGAUAUGACUAGUCAAAUGAUAACAGAUGGAGAGGAGCCUGAUCUACAGGAGAUGGCACUUAUAAAAAGUUAUUCCUAUGAAGAUGAUAAGUUGGAAUUGCAGGGGUGUGGGUAA